Echinococcus granulosus is the source of this 399-nucleotide messenger RNA. RefSeq lists its product as hypothetical. The coding region runs from base 1 to 399 and encodes 132 amino acids. The transcript has a single exon. The record is from RefSeq and is a predicted model, not a curated record. NCBI's taxonomy places the organism in Eukaryota, Metazoa, Platyhelminthes, Cestoda, Cyclophyllidea, Taeniidae.
AUGGAGGAGGGGAACACCGAGCCUCUUACCCUACCAGUAACGCUGGUGGGCCUCUUUCUUUUCAAUAACAGUCAUGCCUUUGAAAGAUGGUCUAGAAACAACGGAUUUAGUGUCUGGUCUUACACCCAGCGUCAGACACUCAUUUGGAUUUUACGUGCCUUCCCCCAGAAUGUAUUCUCGGCCGCCGUGGAGGCCGGUGUAACCCAGGUUACCGGGUUAGAGGAAUGCUGUGCUACAUUAUCCAAACUUCUUAUAAUCAGGAGGGGCAGACACUUGCAAGAGAGUUCUAUCGCUACCAAAAUAUGGGUGAAUUUGAGGAAGAAUUCGAGAAAAACUCUCAACUUUCAUCGAAACGAGGUAUAUGGGGCUCACUUUAAUCCAGAGUCUCUGGACAGAUAA